Messenger RNA from Paramuricea clavata, 1608 nucleotides. NCBI's taxonomy places the organism in Eukaryota, Metazoa, Cnidaria, Anthozoa, Malacalcyonacea, Plexauridae. The record is from the annotation of a GenBank genome assembly.
AUGGGUGGUGGUGCUUUCGCUGAAUUUGUUGAAAAUCGUCUACGAGACAAAAAAGUUUCCAUACACUCCACGAUAAGUAAGAUCAAAUAUUCCUCGUCUCAUGUUUCGACACAUUCGGCCUCGAAGACAGACAUCAAAGACGAGACUAUCAAAGCUCUGAUGUUUAUUGAAUAUGGUCGUCACCGUGGUUUCCCCGCAGAAGAGCUACUCGUCCAUGAAAUCACCAGGUCCGCUUUCUUCUUGGUUGACAAGGAUGGCUAUGUGAAAAAGAGUGUAAAAUCCCAGUUGGCGACAGAGUUGCUGAAGCUAUGCCCAGAAAUAGACGCAAAAGGCCCGACAACACCUCUACCAACCAAAGCUUAUAUUAUCGACUUCAUGGCGAUGGUUAGAAAAAUCCCAUUGAAGAAACUGGAACUACCUGUGAAGACAUUCAACGACUUUGCAGCUGCCCUGACUAAAAUGAUCGUCCACGCUGGAGGCAACAGUGAUGAAAUACGCGUAGUUUUCGACACUUACAAGGAAGACAGCAUCAAGAAUGUAGAAAGGCAGAGAAGAGGAAAGUCAAAUGAAAUGAUUGUUUUGGAUUCGAUUUCUCCAAACCAUCGAGUCCCCGUUAAACUGGAGAACGUUUGGUCUUCUUCCGCUAGCAAAACCGCAUUCCAAGCAUUCUAUGUCGAAUGGCUCAAAACCAACUACGAUGGAAAUAAACCGCUAUACCUUGGUAUAUCUCCAAAAGCAUGGUUCGUAUCGGCAGGACGUGCAUCUCCAUUCCCUGGACUUGAUUGUACACACGAAGAAGCUGAUGAUAGGAUGAUAUUUCAUGUUCAAUAUAUUUUAUGUCACGAAUCUGGUCCCACUUCAAUUACGCUCUCCUCGGGUGAUACAGAUGAUUUCGUAUGCCUCUUGUACCACUUUGCUGUCAACUGGAAACAUCUUGGUCUUGAUGAAUUAUGGCUUAUACGCAAUUCAGGCCUAAAACGUUCAAUAUUGCCACUGACGAAGAUAUGUCUCACGCUUGAAGAAGAUUUAAUAAAAUGUCUUCCUGCACUUCAUGCACUAACGGGAUGCGAUACAACCAGCAAGAUAGCCACGAAAUUAGCAGCUCUCAACGCUAUUCGCAUUCCAAGGAACCUCCCACUCCUCGCAAAUUUUAAUUGUCCACAACUGACAGACAACGCGAUAAAAUUGGCAGAAAUUUUUUUGGUCAAGUGCCUCAAACCAUCUACGCACUUGGAAACAUUUGAUGAGCUACGUAUCGAUACAUUUGACAACAAUGCCCUGAAAUUAGACUUCGAAAAAACAGCCUGCACCAGUACGAACAUUAGGAUGCAUAUCCAAAAAAGCUAUUAUCAAUCGCAGCUGUGGAUUCAAGCCCCAUUUAGAGAAACAACAACGCUUUUGAAGGCCGACGAUUAUGGCUUUGAAAGAAAAAACAAUUUAAUUGUUCCUGAAAUUGUCAUCAACAAACCUGAGGGCCUUUUGCAUCCGUGUAAGUUUGGUAAAUGCGAUCGUAAAAAUGCAUGUCCCUGCAGAGUGGCUGGAGUUAGCUGUUGUAAAUAUUGUAAAUGUAAGGCUAGUGAAAAUUGCAAAAAUCCAAUAACAGAAUGA